AUGAGCUCUUUGCAUCGAGAAGCGGUGUUCAACUUUUUUGUCGAGAAGGGAAUUCUGUUGAAAGACGAAUGGCUAUUGGCGUGCCUCGAGUUUCUUUAUGGAAGAUCUGUGCUCAGGAAUCAGCAGCCCACCCGAGUCAACGCACUUGUCUUCGAACAAUGGCUCAACACAGAUCUAGCCGACUCUUCUUAUCCAACGAUUGGGCAAAUAGAGUUGGAUCUAAAUGCAGAACGAUUAGAACUGCCUUCACAACUGAUUCUUCAAAUCGCAAGUCUCACAGAUAUUGGAAUGUCAGCGCAUGGCCAGUUGAACGGUUUCACACACGAUGUGGUUGACGAUUCAGGAUUUGAACCUCUACAAGAAAAAGAUCAGGAAUCAUACAUGAAAGAGACUUCAAAGAGGUGUUUACUUUUUGAGGCGAACGAUGGAGCGAAUCAUGUGAAACUUCUCGAAUAUUAUCUGACACCAUUUCUUUCAUUGAAAGUACGUCCUGGAGCCAAGAUUUUAAUGCUACCUCAAACUCGCAUAAGACGUGGAACCUUUUAUUUGACAGCGAAAAAUUGUCAACUACUCGGCGGUGAAGUUGAGAAAUACGCUUCUGGGUUGCCCAUCGACAUGUUACGGAAACGAUUGAAUCUAACGUCUCUCGGGGCAACUUCAGCUUUAACAGGAAAAGAAAAUGUUGCCGAAAAUGCUCAAGAGCGAUCUUCCCCAGCCAUAUCUAUUCCCAUUUCAAGCGAAACCACAAAGAAAAUGGAUCAAAAAGCUCCCAUCAAUGAUAAAAAGGAUGCGACUGUAAUAGGACGCAUUCCCUCUAGCUCCAACACGACAUUUUCUUUACUUGACGAUGAUGAUUUUGAAGACAACACCAAUGAUGAUCCAACAACAAGAAACCAAGUCUCAUUUAUGGAGAGCCAAAAUUUAACGAUCGAAGAAGAAGAUUCAUUUGAUGCGCCAGCACCCUCAGAAUUACAACGACUUCGAGAGUAUCAAAAUGCGAGACGGAUAGAGCAACAAUUGUCUACAUCAAGCACAUGCUUACGUCAACAAAAAGAACAAACACCACCAUUACAGUCCGACUUUUCGAUGACCGACGAGCUACCACCAACCCCAUCACCACGGCGGCACUACGAUGAACCGGUGAUUAAUCGGCUACCUUUACAAACGAAAACCCUUUUCUCGGCUCCACCCAUAAAACGACCAAGACCCUCAAUGCUUACAACAAUAAAGCAAGAACCGGAUGAUGUAGAAGUCAUUAAUCUGGAAGACGAGGAUGACGAUUGGAAACCCGCACCCAAAACGUUGCAAGGAGCUUUGGAGCAAUAUGAUAGAAACGAGAGUGGUGAGAUCGAGCGAGGAAAAGAAACGCCGAAACACUCCGGAAAAAUUCACGAAAACAGAUGGGGGACUCCUUCACCAAAUGUUCGACUUAGCGUUUCAGAGCCACCAAUUCUCACCGCUUUCAAGGAGUUGAAAAUUGUUUACAUAGCCGACGCGUUGAAGCAAAUGCGAUACACUGUUGGCAGCUUGAAGAGAAAUGUUCAGGGAGUAAUCGAGAGAGUCGUCGAACCGCUGACAAUCGUCGAUAGACUGUGGACACAAACGGUGGCGAUACGCGAUGAAUCCACUUCGCCAGAUGGUAUCAAUUGUAUCAUAGCUGGGAAAGUGCUCGAACAACUUAUCGGGAUGGCCCCCGAUGAGGCGGCGGAAAUUCGCCGUUCCUCAAGCGUUCAACGCCGAUCCGAGGGUAAAGCACGACUCGUGGCUCUACAACAUGCAAUGGAACGCUUAGAUUUGAUAUUCGAAAUUGAGUUCUUUUCCCGUCGCGAAGUGACACCGGUGAUCUGUGAUUUACAGACUCUCGCUCAAAGGUUGAACAUGCUG
Mesorhabditis belari is the source of this 1884-nucleotide messenger RNA. The record is from the annotation of a GenBank genome assembly. Lineage: Eukaryota; Metazoa; Nematoda; Chromadorea; Rhabditida; Rhabditidae.